Molecule: messenger RNA, 432 nt
Organism: Gaeumannomyces tritici R3-111a-1
Lineage: Eukaryota; Fungi; Ascomycota; Sordariomycetes; Magnaporthales; Magnaporthaceae
Exons: 2
Coding region: 1-432 (143 amino acids)
Source: RefSeq, a predicted model, not a curated record
AUGCCGCCAUUGGACAGCCGGCACUUAGCCGCACAUCUCGUGGGGAGCUCCCGUCCACGAGUGGAUCGCCGGGAGGCCGAGGAGCGCGAGCUGCCGCUCCCGUUAAUCCUAAAUGAGAAGCUCCUCCUUUGGAAGGGACGAAGUUCCUCAUAUCUGAGGGGAAGCGAUCGGCAUGAGGAACCCACACCCACCGCCCCGGCGGCAACCGCCGACGGGGCUCGGGAGGACAGUCGAGCAACCCAGGGCGGAGCCGAGGGGGACGAUCGCGCAACACGUUGUGGUGCCAAGAAUAUCGGAUGGGACGCCAGCAUCUUGGAAAGAGGAGAAAGUGAUGGUGCUGCUGCGCUCGAGCUGCGGCCCGCUUACUACGCCUUCACGCAGACCUCGAUACCAUUCGCUAUUAUGCAACUACUUCUCUUACCUAGUACCUAG